AUGGGCCAGAAGUGCAAUUACUAUGAGUGGGACUACGUCGGCACCAAUAAAAAGCAAUACGCAACAUUCUCGUUUGUCGAAGAUCCAAGGGGUGAGUAUUCUAUCGACUAUUACGAAUAUCCCGUCCCUGACAGUCUAAUAGUAGUCGGCGCCCCGUCCGAAGCCCCGGCGACGAUUGAGCAGCUAUGCUCGCUCGAUGCAGUCCACUGCGAUGGGAUGCCAACAUCCACCGGUUUCGUAUCACCUCUCCCAAGGGAAGACCACGAGGACGUCGAUGAGUUCGCCGACGAUACACUUUCGGACGAAGACUUCCUGGCUCUUUGA
Alternaria ethzedia is the source of this 324-nucleotide messenger RNA. RefSeq lists its product as uncharacterized. The transcript has 2 exons. Bases 1 to 324 code for a protein of 107 amino acids. The record is from RefSeq and is a predicted model, not a curated record. NCBI's taxonomy places the organism in Eukaryota, Fungi, Ascomycota, Dothideomycetes, Pleosporales, Pleosporaceae.